Kwoniella mangroviensis CBS 8507 is the source of this 870-nucleotide messenger RNA. RefSeq lists its product as uncharacterized. The coding region runs from base 1 to 870 and encodes 289 amino acids. The transcript has 6 exons. The record is from RefSeq and is a predicted model, not a curated record. Lineage: Eukaryota; Fungi; Basidiomycota; Tremellomycetes; Tremellales; Cryptococcaceae.
AUGAUCCCCCAGCUCCUCUUUGCCCUCUUGUUGUUCAGCGUCGGUGUUCAAGCUCAACCACCUCAAGAUGAUUCGACUGUAUAUGGUACCUUUGUAGGAUGCGCAACUACCAGCUUCAUACCAUCCGAUGGGGUAUUUACGGGAGAUGCAUUCACUCAAGCUGAAGAUUGGGCCUUAAAUUGCUAUUACAAUCCAGAUGGAGAGUACAUGUGGGCAUACUUCGUGUAUGGAACGGGUCAAUGCCUGUGCAGUAAUACCUAUUAUCCAAGUAAUCAACUUGCCGUGAUGCUAGAGCAAUACGUCAAUACUUUAAGAUGUGCAGAUGACGAUUAUACUGGAAUAGUAUCGGAUCCUGAAGUCUGUUUACACAAUUGUCAAGACUACAGCUAUGCAAGUACGCAAUUACAAGGUGAUGCAGAAGGAGCCAGUAUGAAUUGUUGGUGUGGUUCUCAAACUACUUAUUUGGGAGCCAACGGAUAUGAAGUACCAUGUGAUUACAAUACAUAUGUAAUCUUUCAACAUCCUGUUGGGACCGUUGUCAACUCGGUGUACGCCAAGAGACAGUUGAAAGAGAGAUUGAUCAGAAUCAAGAAUAGGAAAAGAGCUUUGUGUCCUGGUAAAAUGAGGGCGUGUAAAGUACAGGGAGUAUCGGAUUCGUUUGAGUGUAUCGAUACUACCCAAGAACUCGAAUCCUGUGGGGGUUGCUCAGUCGGUGAAUUUAACGUACACAACACCACGUUGGGGAUUGACUGCACGGCGUUGCCUGGUGUACCGAGAGGAGCAAUCACUUGUUCGAACUCAAAAUGUUCGGCAUUUGCAUGUAAGAAAGGCUGGACUUUGGCUACAGAUGGUACCUGUGUGAGAUCUUGA